Molecule: messenger RNA, 1587 nt
Organism: Talpa occidentalis (Iberian mole)
Lineage: Eukaryota; Metazoa; Chordata; Mammalia; Eulipotyphla; Talpidae
Gene: ARL5C
Product: ADP ribosylation factor like GTPase 5C
Exons: 5
Coding region: 35-658 (207 amino acids)
Biological process (GO): protein localization to Golgi membrane; vesicle-mediated transport; intracellular protein transport
Cellular component (GO): trans-Golgi network; cytoplasm
Molecular function (GO): GTP binding; GTPase activity
Source: RefSeq, a predicted model, not a curated record
GCGGAGUCCCUGCCUCUGCCGGGCCGGGCCCGCCAUGGGCCAUCUGAUUGCUAAGCUAAUGGGCGUCUUCGUGAAACAGGAGCACAAAGUUAUCAUCGUGGGCCUGGACAAUGCGGGGAAGACCACCAUCCUCUACCAGCUCCUGAUGAACGAGGUGGUCCAUACAAAUCCCACCAUCGGCAGCAACGUGGAGGAGAUUGUCCUGCAGAAGACCCAUUUCCUCAUGUGGGACCUAGGGGGGCAGGAAACCCUGCGCUCUGCCUGGACUGCGUAUUACUCCAACACGGAGUUGCCCUCUGCCGGCCAGUUCAUCAUCCUUGUGAUUGACAGCACCGACCGGGAGCGACUGCUGACCACUCGGGAGGAGCUCUAUAAGAUGCUGUCCCAUGAGGCCCUGCGAGAUGCUUCUGUCCUGAUCUUUGCCAACAAGCAAGAUAUGAAGGACUCUAUGACCACUGUGGAAAUCUCCCAAUUCCUUACCCUCAGUAACAUCAAAGACCACCCUUGGCACAUACAGGGUUGCUGUGCCCUCACCGGAGAAGGGUUAGUGGCUGCCCUACCUGGGCCUACCUGGGCUCGCUCCAACCAAUGGACAACUGACCACCAGAACCUUUUCCUGUCAGCAUCUGGCUCACAGAUCCUGAGUCAAGUAACUUGAGCACCUCCCACAGCUGAGGUGCUGUGGGUAAGCGGUGAGCAAGGCAGAGUUCUUGCUGUCAAAGGGAAGACAAAGUCCUUACUCUAGUGGGGAGAGAGGUGACAAUCCACUGAAAUCCCAACCCCAACAUUUGAGGUGGUGUAACUGGAAGACUGGAGCUCAGACUAUCUGUCAUCAUCAAACGCCAAUAGGGACGGGAAUUGAAUCUUUAAGGUGCACAUUACUCAGACAGCCACCAAUCUGGAAGAUGGAGGGUUAACAUCCUAAAGGAACUGCCUUAGCAUUUCAUUUCCAGUUGGUUUUUUAUAGUGAGUGGAACAAAGGCAGUUCAGCAGCAAGCAGGCCCACACUGCUGCCAGGAGCUUGUGACGUCCAGCCCAAGGAACCACCCAUUUAUGGCAGUGACCUUGCCACCCCCUGGCUCAGGAAGAUCCCUCAUCCCCCAACCCACAGUCAGUUCAAUUCAACCAGUAUUUCCUAAGUAGUCCCGCUCCCCAUGCUGAGUCAGGUGAUGCUGACGUGACCAACACCCCACACUGGCUCACAGUCUAAUGGGGGAACUUGCUAUGAAGCCUCAGGACUUUGGAGUCACCCUGGCACUGCCCCCAGUGAUGGAGACGGUGAAAGGGGGCAUCACAGCCUUGCCCAGAGACACUGCUAAGGUGUGUCCUCUGAUUCCCAGAGGCUAAUGCACCCUUCCUUUGUAACCUUUGUCACAGCAGCGCAAUUGUAUGCCCUACUGGGUGUUUCUGUUUUUCCACCAGUAUCUCCAGCCCCUGGCACAGUGCCCAAUGCAUUGUAUGCAUCCACCUGUUUAUAUUUGUUGGUUGAAAGAUUGGAUGUAAGUUAGGUCUCCUUCUCAGUCUGCUGGGGACUGGGCCCAGGGUCUUGAAGACCAUCAUCCUCUUGGGAUAUGCUGAACCUUGCUG